Molecule: messenger RNA, 384 nt
Organism: Didymodactylos carnosus
Lineage: Eukaryota; Metazoa; Rotifera; Eurotatoria; Philodinida; Philodinidae
Source: the annotation of a GenBank genome assembly
AUCAAAAGAGCGACCAACGUCAAACGGGUAAGUGAUCUAUUUCAUCUUCCUUAUUUAUUUUACACUAUACUUUAAACAAGAUAUUCUACACGAUCUCGUGUAAAUCAAUGUCCACCAUCACGUUCAAAUUCGGGUGAUAUUCGUUGUCAACAACAACAACAACAACCACUUCAUUCUCAACAUCGUUCAGAUCAUGUUCUAAUAAAACAGCGACAUCGUUCAUUGAGUAGUGAACGAAAUCAUCGAUCAACAAGUUCAACAAAACAACGAUCACCUUCACCAUCAGGAUUUGAAUUACAAAAGACUCGUCGUCAACGUUCUAGUGGUAGUACGACUUAUCAAUCAUUUGGCUCGAAUAGAGAUUCUGAUUUAGUACGUCGAUGA